Molecule: messenger RNA, 3233 nt
Organism: Gambusia affinis (western mosquitofish)
Lineage: Eukaryota; Metazoa; Chordata; Actinopteri; Cyprinodontiformes; Poeciliidae
Gene: pck2
Product: phosphoenolpyruvate carboxykinase 2 (mitochondrial)
Exons: 11
Coding region: 572-2479 (635 amino acids)
Biological process (GO): cellular response to glucose stimulus; propionate catabolic process; response to starvation
Cellular component (GO): cytosol; mitochondrion
Molecular function (GO): phosphoenolpyruvate carboxykinase (GTP) activity; GTP binding; manganese ion binding
Source: RefSeq, a predicted model, not a curated record
UACACGUGUUUAUCACAGUGCAAGAUCAGCACCAGGAGUCUGUUUUGAGUUUGUUUCCGCGCUUGAGUUCGUGCUUCCGGGUUGUUCCGAAGUCUCUGCGUGAGUUUUUACGUGCUGUAGUGCAGGAACUGUCGGGGCUUGCAUCAUCCGGGAGGAACAGGGCGAGCAGCCUCUGGGUUAGGGACAUCAUUAGCAUGGACACAGUCUGCGGACAAGCCAACUUACAACAACAUAAGUAAAUUUCCACCAGAAGCGCCUCCUCCCCGCUUCUGCAAGCUUGAGAGCCGAGCGUCUGGAGUUCACCGUGAUAAAGCGGCGUGGGGACUCCGUGGAGCCAUCAGUCCGCUCCGGUCGUGGGCCAGCAGAGGCAGGACAGCAUCUACUGAGCCGCUUCUGAGGUGUUUCACUCGGAGCAAAGUACAAGGUCCUCAGUGAGAGAACAGAUAUGAGCUGUGAAGAGCUUUAGCUGCUGUCGUUCGCCUUUCACCCCCCUCUCUCUCCGCAGAUAACUUUUAUGUGGCUUUUUUUUACCGUCUUUUAAAACUUAUCAGUCCAAGUUUAGCACCAAAAGAUGUCGUGCCUUUUAUUAGGAGUUAUACGAAGGCAGGGUGGUGUUGGGGCCAGUGUCGGGGUCCGGUCUCUGGCCUCCAUCCCUUCUCUACCACCUGCCGUGGCUGAUUUUGUGAAGGGAGCUGUGGACGAGUGCAAGCCCGCCAAAGUCCACGUGGUGACCGGUACUCCCGAGGAAACGGCCAACAUCCUGGCCGGCCUGGAAAGGGACGGCAUGGUCAAGAAGCUUCCCAAAUAUGAGAACUGUUGGUUGGCCCGUACAGACCCAAAGGACGUGGCCCGGGUGGAGAGCAAAACUGUGAUUGUAACCAAAAACCAGAGAGACACCAUCCCCAUCCCUGCUGGAGGGGUGAAGAGCCAGCUGGGUAGCUGGAUGAGUGAGUCGGACUGGCAGAAGGCCAGACAAGACCGUUUCCCAGGGUGCAUGGCGGGUCGGACCAUGUACGUGAUUCCCUUCAGCAUGGGACCUGUCGGCUCAACACUAAGUAAAUAUGGCGUCCAGGUCACCGACUCGCCGUACGUCGUAGCCAGCAUGGGGAUCAUGACGCGCAUGGGCUCCCCUGUUUUGCAGAAACUGUACGAAGGAGAAGAGUUUGUCCGCUGUCAGCACUCGUUAGGACGACCUUUCCCGCUCAAAGCUCCUCUGGUCAACUCCUGGCCUUGUAACCCAGACAAAGUCCUGAUAUCUCACCUGCCGGACACCAGGCAGAUUCUGUCCUUCGGCAGCGGUUAUGGAGGAAACUCUCUCCUUGGGAAGAAGUGCUUUGCCCUCCGCAUUGCCUCUCGCAUCGCCAAGGACGAGGGCUGGCUGGCUGAGCAUAUGUUGAUCCUUGGAAUCACCAACCCUCAGGGUGUGAAGCGCUACGUGGCGGCGGCCUUCCCCAGCGCCUGCGGUAAAACCAACCUGGCCAUGAUGAAGCCCGCUAUCCCCGGCUGGAAGGUGGAGUGUGUUGGGGACGACAUCGCGUGGAUGAAGUUCGACAGUCAAGGAAAACUCAGGGCCAUCAACCCAGAGAACGGGUUCUUCGGCGUCGCUCCGGGCACUUCGGACAAGACCAACCCUUACGCCAUGGCCACCAUCUCCAGAAACACGGUGUUUACCAAUGUUGGUGAGACGAGCGACGGAGGAGUGUGGUGGGAGGGGCUUGACCCCCCUGCAGCUGGGGUCACGCUCACCGACUGGCACGGCAAAACAUGGAAACCAGGAAGCUCCACCCCAUGUGCCCAUCCUAACUCACGUUUCUGUGCUCCGGCGGGUCAGUGCCCCAUCAUUGACCCCCAGUGGGAGAGCGAGGAGGGGGUUCCCAUCGAUGCCAUCAUCUUUGGAGGCAGAAGGCCUGAAGGAGUCCCUCUGGUCUACGAGUCAUUCAGCUGGCAACAUGGAGUGUUUGUUGGAGCUGCAAUGAGAUCAGAGGCCACAGCAGCUGCAGAACAUAAAGGUAAGGUGGUCAUGCACGACCCAUUCGCCAUGCGUCCGUUCUUUGGCUACAACUUCGGCAACUACCUCGCCCAUUGGCUGAGCAUGCAGACCAGGAAGGCCCCCACCCAGCUGCCCAAGAUCUUCCACGUUAACUGGUUCAGAAAGGAUCCCUCCACCGGCGCCUUCCUCUGGCCCGGGUUCGGAGAAAACGCCCGCGUGCUGGAGUGGAUCUUCAAGCGCUGCGGCAGAGAGAGGGAAGAGGAAGCGGCCAAGAAGAGCUACAUCGGUUGGUUGCCAGAAGAUGGCGCCAUCGACACUAAAGGUCUGGGCAGUAAGGUGGAUAUGGGCGCCCUGUUCGAUGUGCCCAAGCCUUUCUGGCAGAAGGAGACCAAGGAGCUGAGGGCGUACUUCACUCAGCAGGUCGGAGCAGAUCUGCCCGCUCAGGUGGAGACGGAGCUGAAGGCGUUGGAGGACAGAGUCCACGCUUAGACACGUUAGGCGAGCCAGGGACAGGAAGCUAAUCCAGAUGAAGAGAGGCACUCAGGAAACAGGAUUCAUCAGGGUCAGUCAGAGCCUCUGACUGGGUUUACAGGCACAGACGAGAUCAUGUCAACUGAAAAAACAGCUUUUCCUGUGAUAAAUGAAGACGUAAACAAGCUGUUGGAUCAGAUAAUUUAACCUGCUCUGUGCCUGUGAACACAGUUAGUUCUCAAAAAUGCAAUAGCUACACUUUGGACACCAUUAAUGCUGCAAAAGUUGCAUAACCGCAUCUCAGUUCACAGUUCAACUCGUACCUACGUUCACACCGUAGAGCUCGAUGCUCAAAUCAGAUUUUUUUUUUCUGGAAUCAGAUUUUUUUUUGUUUGUUUUUAUUUUUGCACAGCCGAUCAUUACAUUUCUCUUAAAAUGUUGCCUGUAUUUGACUUCUGUGGCGACUGUCCGCGGUUGCAAAUCGACCUGCACGUGCAAAACAACGACGGCCUCGCACGGCAACCUUUGGUGCAGGAAACAUGAGAGAAAAGUGUAUUUACUUUAAUGUGUCAGCAGGCGCUGAGAAGGAAUUGCACCAAAGAGAGCAAAAUUCAACAUUUUGUUUGGGGGCGACAUCACUGGGAAGCGGCACGGUUCAUGACGGGGAGACGCUGGAAAGUGCAUUCAAAUCUAAUUUAACGCACUUUCCAGCGCCACAGUCACACUUAUUCUGAAAAGUCUGACCUGGUAACUUGACAUCUCACAUUACUCC